Anneissia japonica is the source of this 581-nucleotide messenger RNA. Its product is annotated as cGMP-specific 3',5'-cyclic phosphodiesterase-like. The annotation marks the transcript as partial. Gene Ontology annotation, molecular function: protein binding. Lineage: Eukaryota; Metazoa; Echinodermata; Crinoidea; Comatulida; Comatulidae. The record is from RefSeq and is a predicted model, not a curated record. The transcript has a single exon.
ACUCUAGAGCUACGUUGGAACUUGUUAACAGCUGGCUUGCAUCAAAGCAUCUUACAAAAAGUCACAACAGUAUAUUCCGACCGAUAUCUCCAAGUGAGAGUAUGCCAUCUGUUUCAAUGCCAGAGAUGUCUGGAAGAGGUACAAUCCUCAAGACUUUCAGAAAGUCUUUUACAGGCAUGAGUGGGAAUUUUAAACAUUUGCUUUCACCAAGCUGUAUUAGUGGCAAACGCAAUUUUGACCACAACAGGAACAAAACUGCACUUGCUAAACUUGAUGAGAAGGAAUUAUUUAUGGAAUUAAUCCGUGAUAUAGCUAAUGAGCUGGACUUAAAUACAUUGUGCCACAAAAUUCUUAUGAAUGUCAGCAUGCUCACCAAUGGGGAUCGAUGCAGUUUGUUUCUUGUUCGAGGCUCCAAAGAUCAACGGUUCUUAGUUUCGAAACUAUUUGAUGUGACAGAGCAUUCAACUGUGGAAGAUUCAGUUCAUACACAAGAAGAGGAAAUUAAGAUACCAUUUGGUCAAGGAAUAGCUGGACAUGUGGCGCAAACAAAAGAAACGGUCAAUAUAAAAAAUGCAUAUGAG